UCAUCAAUUCCAUCACAAACAGUUGUCAUUCAUCAACCAGCAGAAAGGUUAGCUGCAUCAUCAACUAAAAGUCAAUGGCAAAAAGGAAAACUUAUUGGUCGUGGUACAUUUGGAAGCGUAUAUGUUGGAACCAACAGGGAGACUGGAGCUCUAUGUGCAAUGAAGGAAGUUGAUGUAAUCCCUGAUGAUCCCAAGUCUGCUGAAUGUAUAAAACAGUUGGAGCAGGAAAUUAAAGUUCUUCGUGAUCUAAAGCAUCCAAAUAUAGUGCAGUAUUAUGGCAGUGAAAGAGUUGAUGAUCAUUUUUAUAUAUACUUGGAGUAUGUUCAUCCUGGAUCAGUUAAUAAAUACAUCCGUGAACAUCAUGGAGCCAUAACAGAAGCUAUAGUUCGCAAUUUCACUCGUCAUAUUCUCUCUGGGCUGGCCUACUUGCAUGGUAGGAAGACAAUCCACAGAGAUAUCAAAUGUGCUAAUUUGCUUGUUGACGCAUCUGGCAUUGUGAAGCUUGCAGACUUUGGUAUGGCAAAACACCUUACAGGUCUAUCGUAUGAGCUCUCUCUGAAGGGCAGUCCAUACUGGAUGGCUCCAGAGGUCAUGAUGGCUGUGAUAAAAAAAGAUGACGAUCCUGAUCUUGCUUUGGCUGUUGACAUUUGGAGCUUGGGUUGUACUAUCAUUGAAAUGUAUAAUGGUAAACCUCCUUGGAGCGAGCUUGAGGGGCCUCAAGCAAUGUGCAAGGUUCUGAAUAGAACCCCACCUAUACCAGAAACAUUAUCUCCAGAAGGAAAGGACUUCCUUUGUUGUUGCUUUCGUAGAAAUCCUGCCGAUCGGCCAUCAGCUGAUAUGCUGCUUAAGCAUCCCUUUGUCCGAAAUUCAGGUGAUCAUUUUAGAAGUCCAAACAAAAUGGAUGUGAUCAUCUUUUAUCUUAGGAUAAAUCACAAAGUCCAAGAAACUGCAAUGUGCAGAAAAAUGAUUUUUUGCCUACCUCUCCUGGAAGGCCAGUUUCAAAUUAGAAGCCGUCAUGUAAGAGCAGCUUCUCACCACUCUCUUGAAGUCGUGCGUGGUUCAUCCGGAACACAAAUGAUUCAUGGUUCAAUCCUCUCAUGAAUGUUUCUAACAACAUGCCCCUCGGUGCUUUCGACAACCGUCCUUUUGCUGUUUUAAGGACUUAUGGAAGGGAAGUUGUGCUCUUCCAAGCAUUUGCUGGUGUUGAACGCAUUCAUUAUCUUGGAGGUUUAAUCUUUACAUAUGGGAAUUCAGGGUAGAGAAACUAAAUGAUGGUGUUUGUACGUCGAACUAUAUUUUGGAGUGGGAACGGGAGCUAAGGGAAAAGAAAUAGAGGGGAGGGAAGAAAGUCCAAGUAAUCUACUCUCCUCUCUCUUGUUUGGAUGCUAAUGAAGGAGAAGAAAUUAAAUGGGAGAUAAUGGUUUGCAAUUCUUAAUUGUUUGGUGGCAAA
This is a messenger RNA of Carica papaya (papaya), 1450 nucleotides long. The record is from RefSeq and is a predicted model, not a curated record. NCBI's taxonomy places the organism in Eukaryota, Viridiplantae, Streptophyta, Magnoliopsida, Brassicales, Caricaceae.